Penicillium bovifimosum is the source of this 1068-nucleotide messenger RNA. RefSeq lists its product as uncharacterized. The record is from RefSeq and is a predicted model, not a curated record. NCBI's taxonomy places the organism in Eukaryota, Fungi, Ascomycota, Eurotiomycetes, Eurotiales, Aspergillaceae. The transcript has 3 exons. Bases 1 to 1068 code for a protein of 355 amino acids.
AUGACUGCAAGACCUGUCAAUCCGCCUGCGCUGCAGGACCAUGAUGCCCUGAGAAAAAAGUUUGAAGAAAAGGCCGACUCCAUCUUGAAUGGGUUAGAAUCGAAAAGCCAGGUCUCUUAUGACUGUGAUGCACUCCGUGAACUUGGCGUUCUUCUCCAACAUAUCAAUGUUACAGAUGACCAACAGUCCUUCGACUUUAAACCUUUAUCUGAGGAAGAAUACAGCACCUACAAGAUCGACAGCAGUCACAGCACCGGGAUUCCUAAACAUAUACGCCCUCACUAUGACGAUUUCGACGCGCUCUUCCAUUGGCGUUCGUCAUGGCCACUAUCAGACACCGCACUUACGUAUGAGAAGGCGUUUCAAAUUGCCAGAUAUAUCAGCAUCCUCAAAGACUACUCUGAGAAAGAUGAUGCCGAUAAUACCUUUUCGAUAGAGCAAAACUCGAACUGGCAUCAGAUCAUGGCUGAGGAUUCCUUUAAUGAUGGACCACAAGGAAUGCUCUGUGGUUUACGUAUUGGGCAUUCGAAACCUCUCGAUCUUCCAAAAUGGAGAGCCUUAAGUUGGCGACAAUGGCAAGAGGACCCUGAGAGCCCAGACACAAUCCGCCCGCAUGUUAUGCUUAUGACAUGCACCGGAGCGGUGGCCGAGUCUGAUAACCUUCUCCAUGGCGAGAUUGGGCCGAUUGUUAAUGCAAUCCAGUGCCGUCUCUUCCAGGACGAGUUUAAGCAGACUUCGACUUUUCCGGUUCUUGUUAUCUCGUUGUUUGGUCCGAGACAGGGGCGCAUUCUCUCUGCCCGAUUCAACAUUGACGGUACUUUGGUUGUUCGAGCGUCAGAUAUCUUCGAUUUCAAGGAGAAGAACCAAGAGGGGUUUGACCUCUUCAUGCGAUACUACUACUCCGAACCCCAAGAUGCAGCCGAAUUUAAACUAUUGCUCCUGCUGAAAACUUGGACUUCUCCAUUGUCCACCGAUAUUCAAGGUUAUAAUGAUACAUACUGCUUUGCAAUGCAACGCGAAUUACACUGUGCCCUAGGUUGUGCCCUAGGCAUGGCUAAUGGGAAUUAG